This is a messenger RNA of Rhododendron vialii, 1820 nucleotides long. RefSeq names its product protein TWIN LOV 1. The record is from RefSeq and is a predicted model, not a curated record. The coding region runs from base 356 to 1540 and encodes 394 amino acids. NCBI's taxonomy places the organism in Eukaryota, Viridiplantae, Streptophyta, Magnoliopsida, Ericales, Ericaceae. The transcript has 8 exons. Gene Ontology annotation, cellular component: nucleus.
UCUCUUCCCCUUUGCGCUCUCUCUCUCAUCACUGAUUGUUUUCCGACUCUGCACCAAAACCAUCACUUGAUGGGUAUCGCUGAAGCUCUAAUGUUCAUUCAAAACCCAGAUAUUUUCGACCUUAUACUAUCAAACUUCCACUAUAUGAUCCGUUCUCAGUAUUUCAUUCCUGCUUCAAUCAAAUCUCCCUUUCACCUCAUGUGUUAGGCCAAUUUUUUUCCCCACUCCAACCACAAGUGCGUAAAACCUCCUACCACAUGGGAUUGGCUCCAAUCCACAACACUCAAAAAGAUCGAAUUUUCACACACCAAUUACUAAAAGAUCGAAUUUUGGGCCAACAAUUACUGCUCCUGCUAUGGAACCACACCUGGGUCAGCUUGAAUUAUCCUUCACCAAUCGAUACUCCAUCUGGGUCCGGGAAACGCUCAACGAAUUACCCGACAGCUUCACGAUAACCGACCCAUCAAUCUCGGGUCACCCGAUUGUGUUUGCCUCUAAUGGGUUCUUGAAAAUGUCUGGUUAUGAGAUGGGAGAAGUGGUGGGGAAGAACGGGAGAGUGUUUCAAGGGCCAAAGACUGAUAGGAGAUCGGUGUUGGAGAUUCGGGAGGCGAUUAGGCAAGAGAAGAGCUUGCAAGUUAGUAUAGUGAAUUAUAGGAGGGAUGGGAGGCCUUUCUGGAUGUUGUUUUGUAUGCGUCCUGUGUUUGGGAAAGAGGAUGGAAGGGUGGUUCACUUUGUUGGUGUUCAGGUGCCGAUUAUGCGAAAACGGAGGCAAUCUGGAGGACGCAAUGGGGGUGGUUUUUGUGAAGAUGGUUUGGGGUUUAGAGAAACAAUGAUUGGUUCUUGUAGGAGGGAGGUGUGCUUGGAUUCUGUUGUGGAAUUGAGUCGUGUUUUGGCGUUAGAUUCGGAUGGUAGAGAGUUAGAAGUUGAAGAGCACUGUGAGGCUAGUGAUCUAGAAAAGACAAAGGCCGCAUCUGCCAUGAACAACAUCUUGUCUGUGCUAACCCACUAUAGCGAGUUAACACGCAGGCUAGUGUGUGGGAAGAGAUGCUGCUUAGCUGGGAUGGGCCCUCUUGGUUCAUCGUUAAUUUUAUCUCUUGGUAGAAUCAAGCAAAGCUUUGUAUUAUCCGAUCCACACUUACCUGACAUGCCUAUUGUGUAUGUGAGCGAUGCCUUCCUGAAACUAACAGGAUAUGCUAUACAUGAAGUUCUGGGCCGAAAUUGCAGGUUUUUAGGUGGCGUGGAUACGGAUUCAUCAACCAUAUUUAAGAUAAAGGAAAGUAUUCAAACUGAGCAAGCAUGCACAGUACGUAUCUUAAAUUACAGGAAGGACAAAAGUUCAUUUUGGAACGUACUUCACAUCUCACCUGUUCGCAAUGCUUCUGGCAAGAUAGCUUAUUACGUGGGGGUUCAAAUUGAUGAAGGUUGCAAGAACCACGAUAAAAAUGGGCUGAGCCCUGAGAUGAGGCAACAUAGCGCUGUGGGUGCAGUAAAGGUUGCAGUGAGGAGUUUGUCAAUGGUUGCUGGUACCUCUGAGUCUUAGCAACAACAACUCGUGCAUUAAAGAAUUUCCUAGCGCUGUAUCUGAUUUUUCAUUCUCCGGUUUUCUGCAUUUUAUUUGUACUGUAAACUAGAAGUAGGUUGGACAAGGAACUUAUAUAGAAUAAAAGGGUUACUAAAUAGUAACAGGCUUGUAGAUAAAAGAGUAACUUCUUUCAAUUGCAGAGAAGUUGUCAUGGUUCUUGUGUUAUAAGUUGAUCAUUUUAUUGAUGAUCGUGUCGUGUAAUUGCCUGAAUUGAAUGAAACAAACGAUUUUUACGAUA